Messenger RNA from Chelonia mydas (Green sea turtle), 7141 nucleotides. Its product is annotated as phosphoribosylformylglycinamidine synthase. Gene Ontology annotation, molecular function: phosphoribosylformylglycinamidine synthase activity. The record is from RefSeq and is a predicted model, not a curated record. NCBI's taxonomy places the organism in Eukaryota, Metazoa, Chordata, Testudines, Cheloniidae. Gene Ontology annotation, biological process: 'de novo' IMP biosynthetic process. The transcript has 46 exons. The coding region runs from base 28 to 6150 and encodes 2040 amino acids.
CCGGACUAAUGGGGGUGGUUGGGUAUCAUGGGAGUCAGGCUUGGGGGGCUGGACAUGGGGAGCUGGGCCUGGCCUUCGACUCCUGGGACCUGGAUUUCUACACUGAGCUCUUCAAGAAAUUCGGGCACAACCCGACCAGCGUGGAGUGCUUCGACCUGGCCCAGUCCAACAGGGCACCUCCUGGCAGAUGUGGAAGAGGUCCUGGGAUCACUGUUCGAGUCCAUCAUGCAGACCCAGGAAAGCAGCAGCCCCAACGUCGUCAUGUUCUCGGACAACAGCAGAGGUGGCCCUGUUCAGCGGUGCGAAGACUGGGGCGGGCGGAUCCAGGACGUGCAGCGCACGGGGCCCAUGCCAUCGCCGGCACGGCCGGGUGCAGCUUCGGAAACCUGCACAUCCCUGAUCCCCGCCAUGGCGGUGCUGCAUUUCUACCAGCGCCCCGGGGCGGAGGGUGUCCCUGUCUCCCUGCUGCGCUCGGCCCAGGCGGUGCUGGGGGGCAUCCGCGCCCUGCACAGGGAGCUGUGCUACAACGUCAGCUGGACAGGUGCGUCGCCCCCCAGCCCCCAGGAGACCCAGCUGCUGCGCUGGCUCUUCGGCUGCCCCUUUGAAUCCGGAGACGUUGCCACAGAGUCCUUCCUGCGCCCAGCGCCCACCGACCUGCUGGUGGAGAUCGGGCCCCGGCUGAACUUCUCCACGGCGUUCUCCACCAACGUGGUGUCCGUGUGCCGGGCUGCAGGGCUGGGCUGUGUUGACCGUGUCGAGUGCUCCCGCCGGUACCUGCUGCAGUGUGCCCGACACCCCACACCCCCUGAGGAGGCCGCCCUGGUGGCGGUGCUCAGUGACCGGAUGACGGAGCAGCGCUACGAGGAGCCAAUCCGCAGCUUCGCCGUGGCCACCCACCGUGCCCCCACCUGGCAUGUGGAUGUGCUGGGGGGGGGCCGCACCGAGCUGGAGCGAGCCAACCAGGAGCUGGGCCUGGCCUUCGACUCCUGGGACCUGGAUUUCUACACUGAGCUCUUCAAGAAAUUCGGGCGCAACCCGACCAGCGUGGAGUGCUUCGACCUGGCCCAGUCCAACAGCGAGCACAGCCGACACUGGUUCUUCAAAGGGCGCCUCCUGGUGGACGGGAAGGAGGUCUCGGAGUCGCUGUUCGAGUCCAUCGUGCGGACCCAGGAGAAGAGCAACCCCAACAACGUCAUCAAGUUCUCGGACAACAGCAGUGCCAUCCAGGGCAGGGCCGUGUGUUCCCUGUGGCCCCGCGACCCGUCCCGCCCCAGCCGCUUCGAAAAGAGAACGUCGACCCGGCAUGUCAUCUUCACUGCAGAGACCCACAACUUCCCCACGGGGGUGGCCCCAUACAGCGGCGCUGCAACGGGAACAGGGGGGCGGAUCCGGGACGUGCAGUGCACGGGGCGUGGGGCCCACGUCAUCGCCGGCACGGCGGGGUACAGCUUCGGAAACCUGCACAUCCCUGGCUACCCUCUGCCCUGGGAGGACCCGGCAUUGCCCUACCCCAGAAACUACGCCCAGCCCCUGCAGGUGGCCCUCAGGGCCAGCGAUGGCGCCUCUGACUACGGCAAUAAGUUUGGGGAACCUGUCCUGGCUGGGUUCGCCCGUUCCUUCGGCCAGCAGCUCCCCAAUGGGCAGCGGCGCGAAUGGAUCAAGCCCAUCAUGUUCAGCGGGGGGAUCGGCGCCAUGGAGGACAUUCACGUGCACAAGGAGCCCCCCGAGCCUGGAAUGCUGGUGGUGAAAGUGGGGGGCCCCGUGUACCGGAUCGGAGUCGGCGGGAGCUCAGCCUCCUCCAUCCAGGCCUGGCCUUCGACUCCUGGGACCUGGAUUUCUACACUGAGCUCUUCAAGAAAUUCGGGCACAACCCGACCAGCGUGGAGUGCUUCGACCUGGCCCAGUCCAACAGGGCACCUCCUGGCAGAUGUGGAAGAGGUCCUGGGAUCACUGUUCGAGUCCAUCAUGCAGACCCAGGAGAGCAGCAGCCCCAACGUCGUCAUGUUCUCGGACAACAGCAGAGGUGGCCCUGUUCAGCGGUGCGAAGACUGGGGCGGGCGGAUCCAGGACGUGCAGCGCACGGGGCCCAUGCCAUCGCCGGCACGGCCGGGUGCAGCUUCGGAAACCUGCACAUCCCUGAUCCCCGCCAUGGCGGUGCUGCAUUUCUACCAGCGCCCCGGGGCGGAGGGUGUCCCUGUCUCCCUGCUGCGCUCGGCCCAGGCGGUGCUGGGGGGCAUCCGCGCCCUGCACAGGGAGCUGUGCUACAACGUCAGCUGGACAGGUGCGUCGCCCCCCAGCCCCCAGGAGACCCAGCUGCUGCGCUGGCUCUUCGGCUGCCCCUUUGAAUCCGGAGACGUUGCCACAGAGUCCUUCCUGUGCCCAGCGCCCACCGACCUGCUGGUGGAGAUUGGGCCCCGGCUGAACUUCUCCACGGCGUUCUCCACCAACGUGGUGUCCGUGUGCCGGGCCGCGGGGCUGGGCUGUGUUGACCGUGUCGAGUGCUCCCGCCGGUACCUGCUGCAGUGUGCCCGACGCCCCACACCCCCUGAGGAGGCCGCCCUGGUGGCGGUGCUCAGUGACCGGAUGACGGAGCAGCGCUACAAGGAGCCAAUCCGCAGCUUCGCCGUGGCCACCCACCCUGCCCCCACCUGGCAUGUGGAUGUGCUGGGGGGGGGCCGCACCGAGCUGGAGCGAGCCAACCAGGAGCUGGGCCUGGCCUUCGACUCCUGGGACCUGGAUUUCUACACUGAGGUCUUCAAGAAAUUCGGGCGCAACCCGACCAGCGUGGAAUGCUUCGACCUGGCCCAGUCCAACAGCGAGCACAGCCGACACUGGUUCUUCAAAGGGCGCCUCCUGGUGGACGGGAAGGAGGUCUCGGAGUCGCUGUUCGAGUCCAUCAUGCGGACCCAGGAGAAGAGCAACCCCAACAACGUCAUCAAGUUCUCGGACAACAGCAGUGCCAUCCAGGGCAGGGCCGUGUGUUCCCUGUGGCCCCGCGACCCGUCCCGCCCCAGCCGCUUCGAGAAGAGAACAUCGACCCGGCAUGUCAUCUUCACUGCAGAGACCCACAACUUCCCCACGGGGGUGGCCCCAUUCAGCGGCGCCGCAACGGGAACAGGUGGGCGGAUCCGGGACGUGCAGUGCACGGGGCGUGGGGCCCACGUCAUCGCCGGCACGGCGGGGUACAGCUUCGGAAACCUGCACAUCCCUGGCUACCCUCUGCCCUGGGAGGACCCGGCAUUACCUUACCCCAGAAACUACGCCCAGCCCCUGCAGGUGGCCCUCAGGGCCAGCGAUGGCGCCUCUGACUACGGCAAUAAGUUCGGGGAACCUGUCCUGGCUGGGUUCGCCCGUUCCUUCGGCCAGCAGCUACCCAAUGGGCAGCGGCGCGAAUGGAUCAAGCCCAUCAUGUUCAGCGGGGGGAUCGGCGCCAUGGAGGACAUUCACGUGCACAAGGAGCCCCCCGAGCCUGGGAUGCAGGUGGUGAAAGUGGGGGGUCCCGUGUACCGGAUCGGAGUCGGGGGGAGUUCAGCCUCCUCCAUCCAGGUGCAGGGUGACAACGCCAGCGACCUGGAUUUCGGGGCGGUGCAGCGGGGGGACCCCGAGAUGGAGCAGAAGAUGAACCGGGUGCUGCGGGGCUGCGUGGAGACAGGGAAGGCCAACCCCAUCUGCAGCCUCCACGACCAGGGGGCUGGGGGCAAUGGGAACGUGCUGAAGGAGCUGAGUGACCCAGCCGGGGCUGUGAUCUAUGCCAGCCGCUUCCAGCUGGGUGACCCCACGCUGAGCGUGCUGGAGAUCUGGGGGGCCGAGUACCAGGAGUCCAACGCCCUCCUGCUGCGCCCCACCGAUGCCGCGCUGCUGCAACGCCUAGGCCAGCGCGAACGCUGCCCCGUGGACGUCGUGGGCACCAUCACCGGGGACGGACGGAUUGUGCUGGUGGACGACCUGGAGGCCCCAGUGACGGACGUGGCCCCAGCGAAGCCCAGUGGGAAGAAGACGCCGGUCGACCUGCAGCUGGAGUGGGUGCUGGGCAAGAUGCCACAAAAGGAAUUUGUCUUGUCCCACAACAGCCCAGCCCUCCACCGCCUGUGCCUGCCCCCUGGGCUGAGUGUGGGGGACGCCCUGGAGCGGGUCCUGCGGCUGCCGGCCGUGGCCAGCAAACGCUACCUGACCAACAAGGUGGACCGGUCGGUGACGGGGCUGGUGGCCCAGCAGCAGUGCGUGGGUCCCCUGCACACACCCCUGGCCGAUGUGGCCGUGGUGGCUCUGUCCCCCUUCGAGACGGUGGGGGCAGCCACGGCCCUCGGGGAGCAGCCACUCAAGGGACUGAUCGACCCGGGCGCGGGGGCCCGGCUGGCCGUGGGUGAGGCGCUCACCAACCUGGUCUUUGCCCGCGUCACCGACCUGCGGGACGUGAAGUGCAGCGGGAACUGGAUGUGGGCGGCCAAGCAGGCGGGCGAGGGCGCGGCGCUGGUGGACGCCUGUAGGGCCAUGUGCGCCGUCAUGGGCCAGCUGGGGGUGGCCGUGGACGGGGGCAAGGACUCGCUCAGCAUGGCGGCCCGCGUGGGCACGGACAUCGUCAUGGCGCCCGGGACAUUGGUCGUCUCAGCCUACGCCGUGUGUCCGGACAUCAGGGCCACCGUCACACCUGACCUCAAGUGCCCCGAUGGCAAAGGGGCCCUACUGUACGUGGAGCUGUGCCCCGAGCGGCACCGGCUGGGGGGCAGUGCCCUGGCGCAGUGCUACUCCCAGCUGGGGGAUAGCUGCCCAGACCUGGAGAACCCGGACAGCCUGGCAGCCUGCUUCCGCGUCACCCAGCAAUUGCUGCAAGAGUCGGUGGUGAGCGCGGGGCAUGACGUGAGUGACGGGGGGCUGGUGACCUGCCUGCUGGAGAUGGCCUUCGCCGGGAACUGUGGGCUGCAGGCCGAGCUGGUGGCACCGGGGCUUAGCGCCCUGGGGGUGCUGUUUGCCGAGGAGCUGGGCCUGGUGCUGGAGGUGCCCAGCGCUGUGGCAGGAGACGUCUGCAGACGGUACGAGGAGGCUGGAGUGCGGUGCCUGCCCAUCGGGCAGACGGGACCCCUGGGCCCCCAGUCCAUGGUGCGGCUGCGGGUGAACGGGCAGGAGGAGCUGGCGCGGCCCGUGGGUGACCUGCGCGCCCUCUGGGAGGCCACGAGUUUCCAGCUGGAGCGGCUGCAAGCGUCACCCCAAUGCGUGGAGCAGGAGGAGAGGGGGCUGGCGCAGCGCCAGGGCCCCAGCUUCACCCUGACCUUCGACCCCAAGAUUGAGCCCCCGCUGCUGGGCCAGAUGGCCCGGCCGGGCCCGCGCGUGGCCAUCCUGCGCGAGGAGGGCAGCAACGGGGACCGCGAGAUGGUGGCAGCCUUCGUCAUGGCGGGGUUCCAGGCCUGGGACGUGACCAUGCAGGACCUGUACGCAGGGGAGGUGACUCUGGAGUCGUUCCGGGGCCUGGUCUUUGUGGGGGGCUUCAGCUACGCGGACGUCCUAGGGUCUGCCAAAGGCUGGGCAGCUUCGGUGACCUUCAACCCCCGGGCGCGGGCCCAGUUUGAGGCCUUUCACCGGCGCAGGGACACGUUCAGCCUGGGUGUCUGCAACGGCUGCCAGCUGAUGGCGCUGCUGGGCUGGGUGGGGGGCGGGAGCCCCACGAGCGACCCCCCGGGUGGGGCCGUCCGUCCCGGGGUGCUGCUGGCCCCCAACGAUUCGGGCCGGUUCGAGUCGCGUUUCGUGGCGCUGGCCGUCGAGCAGAGCCCGGCGGUGAUGCUGCAGGGCAUGGCUGGCUCCACCCUGGGAAUCUGGGUGGCGCACGGAGAAGGUCGGAUGCGGUUCCGCUCACCCGAGGUGCUGGCUGCAGUGACGUCGGGGGGCUUGGCCCCGCUGCGCUACGUGGAUGACCAGGGCCAGCCCACCCAGGAGUACCCCCUGAACCCCAACGGCUCCCCGCUGGGCAUCGCCGGGCUCUGCUCGCCCGACGGGCGCCAUUUGGCCAUGAUGCCCCACCCCGAGCGCUGCGUCCUGCCCUGGCAGUGGGCCUGGAUGCCGCCCGACUGGCGCCGCACCAUGGAGGUCUCGCCCUGGCUGCGCAUGUUCCAGAACGCCUGCGAGUGGUGCCUGGAGCACCCCGAGGGGGAGUUCUGACUGCGGAGCCCAGUCGCCAGCCGGUCUCGUAUCCCAAGGUUUGUCCCCGGGCCGGGACCGGCACAAAACCGCCCUGGUUUUAUCCGGUGUGGGACUGGGGAGGCGGGGCUAUUUCAGGAGCACAUGGCCCCGCCCCCUCCGCCGUGACCUCCUAUGCACCGUGCAUAUGAGGUCAUGCUGGUGGGGGCUGGACGGUGCGCUCUUAAAAAUGCCCCCUCCUGCAGUGUGACCGUCUGUGCACCGGGCAUGUGGGGUGAGGUCAUGCUGGAGGGGGCGGGGUUUGUGUGAGAGAGGUUGAAUGGGGGCGGGGUCACAUGGGAGGAGGCGGGUCCACACUGUUCCCUGAAGGUCCUUAGUCCCGAUCCCUACAGGGCCAGCCACCCCCAGCCUGGAGACCUGUCAGCAGUUCCCCUUCCUGGCCACUGGGGACAGACUUGAAGAGGAACAAAAGCAGGGGUGUGAGGGGUUCAGUGGGGGAAUUGAGCUGGGGGGCUGGGGGCCAGGACAGGUCCAGGAGGAGCAGGGCAGGAGGAGGUUGGUGGGGUUUAGAGGGGAUUGGCUGUCUGAGCAGCCCCUGCUUGCUGGUUAAUGGGUCUGGGGGGCUGGAGCCCAGAGGAGAGGGUGGGCCUGCGCUCCCACCAGACCCGGGGAACAGGGUGUGGAACCCCCUCGAAGGGGCCACGGAUGUUUGAAAGGCCUGGGGGAGACGGGGGGUGAGGAAUAGAGUGACUCAGAGGGGACGGCUGAUGGGGCAGAGUUGCAGGGGGCAGUGGAGGACAGCUAAUGCCAUUGCUGUAGAUCGGGGCUUCUCAAACUGGGGGUCGUGAGGUCAUUACGUGGGUGGCUGCGAGCUCUCAACCUCCACCCCAACCCCGCUUGCCUCCAGUGUUAGUAUUGGUGUUAAAUAUGUUAAAAACUGUUUAAUGUUUUGGGGGGGCACGCCGAGGCUUGCUGUGUGAACAGGGUCGCCAGUAAAGCCAUCUGAGCCCCA